Labrus bergylta (ballan wrasse) is the source of this 933-nucleotide messenger RNA. NCBI's taxonomy places the organism in Eukaryota, Metazoa, Chordata, Actinopteri, Labriformes, Labridae. The record is from RefSeq and is a predicted model, not a curated record.
UCAGGGAGGAGGAGGUGGUGGGGGUGGUGGUUAUAAUCACCCCAGUCAGUCCUAUAGCUCUGGAGGCUAUAACAGUAACCAGUCCUCCAACAUGGGCUACAACCAGCAGUCAUCCUUCGCUGGAUACAGCCAGCAGCAGCAGCCUCCCCCUUCAUCCUCUGGAGGCUAUGAAGGUGGCUCGCAGGCUCCCAGUUACAACCAGCCACCGAGCAGUGGGCAGAGUGGAGGUGGUUAUGGCAGCAGUGGAGGUCACACAGGAGGCUAUGGUGGCAGCGGGAGCCACCCACAACCACCCCAACACGGAGGAGGACACCACAACCAGCCCCCCAGCUACAACUCUCCCCCUCCACAGAGCUACAAUCAACAGAGCCAGUAUGGACAAGGUGGAGGUUAUGGUGACGAAAGCCCUCCGAUGAGUGGCGGAGGGGGUGGAGGCUACGGUGGCCCUGAUGGAGGUUAUGGAGGUCAGGAUGCCCGUGGUGGAAGGGGCCGUGGAGGUGGAUUUGGAGGUCGCGGUGCUGGAGGAUUUGAUCGAGGUUUUGACCGAGGGGGCAGAGGUGGACCGAGAGGUCGAGGUGGCAUGGGAAUGGGCGAUCGUGGAGGAUUCAAUAAGUUUGGUGGUAAGUGACAAGAAAAACACUUAAACAAAAGGGUUUUGUGUUUGAAGUGAAUAAGCUUUAAUGGAGGGGAGAUAAGUAGUGGUAAAAUGUAAGGUAAUGUAGUAGGUGGUUUGUGAAAUAACUUAAGGCCUUGCAGAAGUGUAAUUAUGCACUUAUUUUUCAGGAAUAAAAAAAAACAAAAAGAAAACGAUGGUUCCAACUGUUGGGUAUCUCAUAACUUUAAACAUAUUCUUUAGAGUUAUUUUGUUUCAACUUUAGUUUUUUGUUGCACAAUAUAGACUGUGAUAAAUAUUUCCAGUGGCACAGCCCAACA